Colletotrichum orchidophilum is the source of this 303-nucleotide messenger RNA. RefSeq lists its product as uncharacterized. The record is from RefSeq and is a predicted model, not a curated record. The coding region runs from base 1 to 303 and encodes 100 amino acids. NCBI's taxonomy places the organism in Eukaryota, Fungi, Ascomycota, Sordariomycetes, Glomerellales, Glomerellaceae. The transcript has a single exon.
AUGUGUUUCCAAGAGCCCGUUAUCCUGGUAGCCUUCGGGCCAUUCCACGUCGGCCGCACGGCUCCACCCACUCUAUUGCUGCCCCACAGGAGCUUCGGGGGAGGAGCGGCUUUACUUGUCACUGUCAGAUUACCGUCAGUUCCUGUCCCAGUUCUGGGUCACCGACCACGCCUGAAGAGCAACCACGAGUGCGGGCAAACCAGUCAGGGUAGGCGGAGUCGGGGGGAGGGGGGGAGGCAGGCAUCAUGGGGGGACAUGGCUCCAUCCGCACGCGGCCUGGAAGCAACGUGGGCCCAGACAUGA